Messenger RNA from Epinephelus moara (kelp grouper), 1258 nucleotides. Its product is annotated as G-protein coupled receptor 15-like. Lineage: Eukaryota; Metazoa; Chordata; Actinopteri; Perciformes; Serranidae. The coding region runs from base 3 to 932 and encodes 309 amino acids. The record is from RefSeq and is a predicted model, not a curated record. Gene Ontology annotation, molecular function: G protein-coupled receptor activity. Gene Ontology annotation, biological process: G protein-coupled receptor signaling pathway. The transcript is spliced from 2 exons. Gene Ontology annotation, cellular component: membrane.
GGAUGCUCCUUAACGCCACAGUCCCUCUGUCUGUGGAUUUCGACACUCCGGAGGACUUCCUCAUCUUCAUCUUCCAUAUCCUGUUCGCCACAAGCGCAGUACUGGUCGCCGGCUCGGUGGUCGUCGGGAUAUCCUCCACCCGGUCUCUGCGAGGCCAGAACCGGUUCAUAUUCAUGCUCAACACGAGCAUCAGCGACACCCUGACCGGCUUCUCGGUCUACUACCUCGGCCUCUUCGACGUCCAAGAGGGGUAUCCAUCUAGAAAUGGGACAUAUUAUAUUUUACCCUCAUUUCUAGGUGUCAAUGUGUUGACCUUCCUGUUCGCUCAGUUUGACCGCUACUUCGCUGUGUGUCAUCCUUUCUUUUACAACCGAUACAUAACCAGAUACUUUGUGAUUGGGAUUUGUGCGUUUUGUUGGAUUUACACAUACACUAUCCUCACCGUGCAGAACAUGGUGCCUAUUUCAAAGGCGGCUCAAAUAAACGCGUUUGGUGUGAUGACCUUACAGAUUAUAGUGCUCAUUAAAGUGCUGAUGACAAUUCAGUUAUACAUCAUAGCCCGGAGCCACCUGGAGAGAGAGGCGCCCAGUGCGGAGAGAGACAACAAGAAAGAGUCGCUGCGCAUCAUUGUGUUUGUGGUUAUCUGCUUCUUGGCUCUGUGGGUGCCGUCCUUUGUUAAUAUAAUUGUCAGACAGCUGACGAGGAAAGGUUUGAGGUUUAGGAAUGAAGCCACUAAUUUGUUCGCCAUCAUGGCGCGCCUGAACGCACUGGUGACCCCGGCUCUGUACAUCUGGGGUAGCCCAGCGCUGCGGGAGGCCGUGUGGAGAGUUGUGUGGCGCAGAAUCUGCCCCUGCAGGAGGGUCAGAAUUGGCUGUAACUUUAAUGGAGUGACAAACAAAAUGAAGCAUCAGACAGCGUCUGCAUCAUCAUAAGGUAUCAUAUGGAGAAUUGACUAAAUGACCUAAAUGGCUGACAUGAAAAUGGCACGUGUUUCAAUCACUUUUGAAUGAAUGUGAGCUCUCAAUCAUCAUGUUUUAUAAGUUAAAUGACUUAAAUGAAACGCACUUGGCAGACUGGACAACUGAACCAUUUAUGUGAGGAUUCAGAUGUGAUAUUGAAGGUGAAAUACGGACUGUGUUUUGGGAUCAGAGGAGGGCAGUGUGUGUAACUGCAGCAUAUAUAGAGGACAGUCCAUUACAGUUUGGGGCUUAGCCACUAAUUGUUUUUUCUAAUUUUCAUUUCCACAUGUAACACACUU